AUGGAUAAAAUUUGGUUAGAUGCAGGAUUAGAUUUUAGAAUGAAACCUUAUAAAACAAUUUCAACAUAAGAUAAUGUUGGUAUGAUUGAAGUUGUACAAAUAGUUUAAUAAUUGAGAAAAUUCAUGGAGAUGCAGGUGUAAUGGGAGCCUUUUAAUAAAAAACUAUUUGGAAUCACUUAAAAACUAAAAAUACUGAACCAUAAUCAUUUGAAACAGCAAUUAUUUUUAUUUUAUCUAUAUGAUUUAAUAAAUUUUGUUUUUCUUUGCCUCUCUGAUACUUUUGUUAUUAUAAUUCAUAACAUAUUAAUUGCUAGUUUAAUCGUACAAUUUAUAGAUUAUUGA
This is a messenger RNA of Paramecium sonneborni, 342 nucleotides long. The record is from the annotation of a GenBank genome assembly. NCBI's taxonomy places the organism in Eukaryota, Ciliophora, Oligohymenophorea, Peniculida, Parameciidae.